Molecule: messenger RNA, 270 nt
Organism: Racocetra fulgida
Lineage: Eukaryota; Fungi; Glomeromycota; Glomeromycetes; Diversisporales; Gigasporaceae
Source: the annotation of a GenBank genome assembly
AUGGCCUCUAAAAAGAUUAUGGAAAUUAAUCCACAACAUCCGAUCAUUAAAUCACUCAAAGCUAAAGUUGAGGCCGAUAAAAAUGAUAAGACUGUCAAAGAUCUUACAUGGCUUCUUUUCGAAACAUCACUUUUACAAUCCGGUUUUAGUUUGGAAGAACCUUCAUCAUUUGCCGGCAGAAUUUUCAAGAUGAUUAAAUUAGGUCUUGAUAUUGGUGAGGAAGAGGAUACUAUGGAAACUGAAGAAGUUGUAACAAAUAUUGCAGAGUAA